Perca flavescens (yellow perch) is the source of this 707-nucleotide messenger RNA. RefSeq lists its product as uncharacterized. The record is from RefSeq and is a predicted model, not a curated record. Lineage: Eukaryota; Metazoa; Chordata; Actinopteri; Perciformes; Percidae. The transcript has 8 exons. The coding region runs from base 6 to 707 and encodes 233 amino acids.
UACUCAUGCAGGCGUACAGCGAGUAUGAACCUGUAUUUCGUGAAAAGAGCAACACAGCUGCUGCAGCAAACGAGAGAGAAACGGCGUGGGAGAAAAUUGUUGCUCGGGUCGCGUGCAAUCCUGUGGGUGAAAAACGCUUGUGGAAGCAGCUGAAAAUGAAAUAUAAGAACAUAGUUCAAACAGCCAACAGAAAGAAGGCAGAGGCCAGGAGAACUGGUGGAGGACCAGCACCACCACCUCUGACAGAGGCAGAGGAGCUGGCCCUGAGCCAAAAUGCAGGAAGGCCAGUGGCUGAAGGAAUCCCUGGAGGGAGCUCUUCCUCUAAGCCAGCCACAUCACAGGACACAAGUGCCUUCAUAAGAUAUUCUGAUGGUGUUCUCACACUCGUGGACCCUCAUGUCACAGCAGAAGUCCUUGAAGCUAAGGAAACAGACGAAGAGGACACAUUGUCUGCUGCCACAGAAAGGGAUCCAGAGAGGCCUACAGAGAACAUGGCUGGGCAACAGGAGGAGGGUCCAUCAACUUCAACAGCACAGAUGAACACAUUACCUGUGAAGGACCUUUACAAGAUGCAUCUGAUACAGCAAAUGAAAAAAAUGGACCUUGAACUGGCAUUGUUGGACUGCCAGAUUAAAAAGACGGAUCUGGAAAUCGAAAUCCUCAAACACAAGGUGGAUGGGGUCCUCAUCAGGGUCCUCUACAUGUAG